UGAGGACCAUUUUAGAAAGAGAAAACACAAUGCCACAAGACCAAAUAGAUUUUCUAAUUGAAGGUAUAGACCUAAUUCUUAACAACAACUAUUUUUGGUUUAAAGAUGGUUUUUACCUACAGAAAAGAGGCACUGCUAUGGGCACCAGGUUUGCGCCCAGCUAUGCUAACCUCUAUAUGGCUGAAUGGGAGGAAAGAUAUAUAUGGAGGGG
Molecule: messenger RNA, 211 nt
Organism: Pelobates cultripes (western spadefoot toad)
Lineage: Eukaryota; Metazoa; Chordata; Amphibia; Anura; Pelobatidae
Source: the annotation of a GenBank genome assembly